Molecule: messenger RNA, 2390 nt
Organism: Chinchilla lanigera (long-tailed chinchilla)
Lineage: Eukaryota; Metazoa; Chordata; Mammalia; Rodentia; Chinchillidae
Product: N-acetyllactosaminide beta-1,6-N-acetylglucosaminyl-transferase-like
Exons: 2
Coding region: 983-1993 (336 amino acids)
Biological process (GO): transforming growth factor beta receptor signaling pathway
Cellular component (GO): membrane
Molecular function (GO): acetylglucosaminyltransferase activity
Source: RefSeq, a predicted model, not a curated record
AGGCUGAGGCAGGAGGAUUGCUGUGAGUUCAAGGCCAGCCUGGGUGACAUAACAAAACAACAACAAAAGUCAUCUUAAGUGAUAUCCAAUCACCUAUAUCCCAUGAAGAACCAAGUCCGAGGAAAACUGCAGGUUAAAGAUGAAACUUUUAAUUAGAAGCUCAUGGCGCCCCUGGACCCACCCAGCACCAUAAGCGGGGGAGGAGCGGGUUCAUCCCCUAGUAUGCUGGUAAAGCACCACCUAGGCCCUGUCUUUGAGCAUGCGUUUGCAUGUCGGGGUGGGUGCCCUUUCGGCCCCUAUGUGAGCGUCCCUUGUAGCCAGGGCUCGAGGUCCUUUCUUGAGGCCCCCAGGGCAGAUGCUGUAGCUUAGACCUUCGCGGUGCGACCCCAUCAUGUGCCCCAGGACCGCAGGCCUCCUUCUGCCAGAGGAUGGGGAAGGGCCGGGCUGGGGGAGUUUGCUUUCUUCUGGAUGCGACCGCUAGAAGCCAGGGCUCCGCGUGCCACGCCUGCGGCUCAGAGCCGAAGUUGUGAGCGGGCGGGGACGCCGGAGGCCAGGCUGCCGAUCUGCGCGGAUCGCCUCCGGGAGCCACCGCGGGGCGGGCCCCGGCUCGUCGCUCAGUGCUUCGGCUCUGCCCUCGGCGGCAGCCGGAGGGGUGACGGGGAAGGGAGAGGGAGAGAGAGAGAGCCGCCCCGAAAUUCUACCUGCGGCCGCGGGGCAGAGCCCUCCCGGAGUGGUAGCGCAACAGCUGGGAGAUGCGAGCGCGGAGGGGAGGGGAGCGGAGCAGGCUGGGCUGAGCGGUCUGCCCCGGGGUGGAGACAAAGGAGGCUGCCGAGCGGUUGCUCCGCUCCGCUGCGGGGCCGGCCGAUCGCGCUCUGGGACCCUGCUCCCACAGCGCCCGGCGGGGUCCGGGAGGAGGGAGCCGGUCCGGAGCGGCUUCACGCGCUGCGCCGGACUUGCUGGACACCUCGCCCCUCUCGGAGGCAUGCCUUCGUCCGUGCGCUACCUCUUCGUCGCUUCCGUCUCUGCCGUCAUCGUUUUCAUCGUGUUCUAUGUGUUCAGCUUUGGGGGCUCGCAAAGCUACCAGAGGCUAAACGUCUCCGACACGCUGAUGCUGACUCAAGUCUGCGCAUCCUUUACCAGCGCGAGGGCCCCGUCGCUGUGGAGGACCAAGCUGGUGAUCUACCAGAAGCCUUCUUGUCCGGAGUACCUGGCCCAGAGCCACUACAUCACGGCGCCUCUGUCUCAACAGGAGGCUGAGUUCCCCUUGGCGUACAUCAUGGUGGUCCAUCACCAGUUUGACACCUUUGCAAGGCUCUUCCGGGCUAUUUUCAUGCCUCAGAAUAUCUACUGUGUGCAUGUGGAUGAAAAGGCGACGGCUGAAUUUAAAGGCGCGGUGGAGCAAUUGCUGAGCUGCUUCCCCAACGCCUUCCUGGCCUCCCGCACCGAGCCCGUGGUCUACGGUGGGAUUUCCAGGCUCCAGGCCGACCUGCACUGCUUGAGGGACCUGGUGGCCUCCGAGGUCCCCUGGAAGUACGUCAUCAACACCUGCGGGCAGGAUUUCCCGCUCAAGACCAACAGGGAGAUCGUCCAGUACCUGAAGGGAUUUAAGGGGAAGAAUAUCACCCCCGGAGUGCUGCCCCCGGCGCACGCCGUCGGGAGGACCAAGUACGUGCACCGAGAGCACCUGGGCCGGGAGCUGUCCUAUGUGAUCAGAACCACAGCGCUCAAGCCGCCGCCCCCGCACAACCUCACCAUUUAUUUCGGCUCUGCCUAUGUCGCUCUGUCCAGAGAGUUCGCCAGCUUUGUCCUCCGUGACCCUCGGGCUGUUGAUCUGCUCCAGUGGUCCAAGGACACCUUCAGUCCUGAUGAGCAUUUCUGGGUGACACUCAAUAGGAUUGCAGAACAAGACAGGAAACCAAGAUAUACAGAGCACUCUGCAGCCUUCAUGGCCGUGGCAUCUGACUCUGCCCCAGCACGGCGGGGCCUGACCUAGAGAGGCUUGUCCACUCCUGAGACCCUUGUCUCCUCCAGCCCAAACCGGGGGUCAGGAGGCACCAGGGCCAGGUCUGUGCAGCGGCUUUCGCUCAGCAUCCCCCAUGCUCCACGUGGCGCUGAGAGGCAGCUGCUGUUGUCUCCACAUCCCAGAAAAGGAAACUGAGGAAAGAGAGUGCAAGUUCCUGGCCCAAGCUCUCUACAAAUCCAGCACUUCACUUGCCAACCCAGGCAUGGCAUGGGAAGGGGCAUCGUCGUGAGGGCCUACAUGGGUGACCUGACUGUUUUCCAGGGGAUCCCACUUCCAGCAGGCUUGACGAGGGAUUGCGACAACACUGAGGUUGCAAAAAGUAGCCCUGUGGUUCAGCGCUGGAGCAGAGCUGGCCGCCUGUGGAUGC